AUAUGUCACUUCAAUUAGAUGUUGUCAAUUACGUCAUGUAUUUACAUUUAUCUUCAACAAAGCAACUUUACAUAUGCGGUGGAAAUUUCACAAGAUAUCAAAUAGUUGCGUAAGAGCCCUUGUCAACUGUAGUUUUCCAAUUUCUUCCUGAAAUACAGUAGUUCUGUACCUGAUUCAUCUCUUCUUCAACUCUACGGGUCUUGAAAAUGGUUUUAAAACUUUUCAAAACGGCCAUGCUUUCAAUUAGCAACCAAUUGACAUGGUGGUGUGAAGGUAUCAGCAAGAAAGACGAGUUUUCUCUUGCAGGUCUCACUCUCUCGCUACUGAUAUUGGCAAUUUUCUGGUUCGUAUGGGAAUUUGUGAAGCCAAGCAAAGGAAUGAAAUCAUUGCCACCAGGUCCCCAUGGCUUGCCUAUUGUUGGGUACCUCCCAUUUCUAGGCACCAAUUUACACCAUACUUUCACUGAAUUGGCUCAUCGCUACGGCCCAAUCUACAAGCUCUGGGUCGGAAACAAACUGUAUGUCGUGGUGAGUUCUCCAGCGGUGGCAAAGGAGGUGGUUCGUGACCACGACACCAUCUUUGGCAACCGUGACCCUCCCAUCGCCGCCUUGGCUGUAACCUAUGGCGGACUCGACAUUGCAUGGUCCUCCUAUGGCUCCUACUGGCGCAAUAUGCGGAAAGUAUUUGUUAGAGAGAUGCUAAGUAAUAGAAGCAUUGAGGCCGGUUACAAUCUUCGAAGAGAUGAAGUGCAGAAGACUGUUAGAGAGAUAUAUACCAAGAUUGGCACACCUAUAGACAUUGGUGACAUAGGUUUUCUAACUCAGGUCAAUGUUACGAUGAGUAUGCUGUGGGGAAGCACACUCGAUUGGGAGAAGACGAGUAAUAUCAAAGCUGAGUUUCGUGAAGUCGUAAUGAAAAUCACUGAAACAUUUGAAAAGCCAAACAUGUCUGAUUUUUUCCCGAUGCUUGCAAGGUUUGAUGUGCAAGGAGUGGAGCGAAAUAUGAAGAGGCUCUUUCAGUGGGUCGAAAGAAUUCUUGAUGCUGUUAUCAAUGAACGAAUGAAAUCGAAUACCAUGAAUAAGGAAGGAGCACUGGAGAAUGAAGAAAAGAAGGAUUUCCUGCAGAUACUCUUGCAGCUACAGGAGGAGGAAGAUACUGGAAAACGAAUUAACAUGACACAGAUAAAGGCCUUGUUGAUGGACAUUGUGGUGGGUGGGACAGACACAACAUCAACCAUGGUAGAGUUUGUUAUGGCAGAGAUUAUAAACAAUCCAGAGGUGAUGAAGAGGGUCCAAGAAGAACUCGCAGAUGUUGUGGGUAAGAACAACAUGGUGGAAGAGUCCCAUCUGCAAAAAUUACUCUACAUGGAUGCAGUUGUGAAGGAGACAUUCAGAUUGCACCCUCCACUCCCUUUUCUAGUCCCCCGGUGCCCAAGUCAGUCUUGCAUUGUAGGUGGAUACACCAUUCCAAAAGAUUCCAACGUCUUCCUGAAUGUUUGGGCAAUGCACAGGGACCCUCAAUUCUGGGAAGAUCCAUUGGAGUUCAAGCCCGAAAGGUUCUUGAAUUGCAAUGGGGAAUGGGAUUAUUCUGGAAAUAAUUUUCAGUAUCUCCCAUUUGGAUCUGGAAGAAGGAUAUGCGCAGGCAUUCCCCUGGCGGAGAGGACACUGAAGUAUGUGUUGGCUUCAUUCCUGCAUUUGUUCCAGUGGAAGUUGCCUGAAGGUGAAGAACUUGAUCUUUCAGAGAGAUUUGGGAUUGUGAUCAAGAAGAAGACGCCCCUGAUCGCAAUCCCUACUCCAAUAUUAUCCAACAUGGACCUCUACAAAUAGUACCAAGUAUGUUGGUGAGUUGGUCUGCAGAAUACACCAAUGCACCUUCUGUAUAAGCUCAUCUCUCUGCACAAAGGAACUGUGGUCCAGACGCUGCCCUAUUUCCAUAGUGAAUAGACUGAUUGUAAUAAUGUGUAAUAUUGAUACAUCUAUAUUCGUUUAAACUGUAAUAAAAAGUUGAGACACGAUCUAUAUUAUAUAAGCUAUAAAGAUCUCAAUUUUAGGACGUAUCAGUCAGCAAAACAUGUCCUCCAUUUGCUGUGUUAGCUGUCAUACCGUUGCUACCAAGCUAUAAGCUCGAAAUGGAAGAUGACAAGAAAAAAUCAAGAACAACGCAUACCGAAUCAAGGAAAGUCGGGUCUAGGAAAAGUGACUAUAGCACUGGAAGACAAUGCUCAAUGUGUUCCAUAAUUCAGAUGCAAUGCGGCUUCUUAAUUUUGGUAUCAGCUUUCGCUCCAAGACAGAGGCUGCUAAUAAAAUUUCAACAACCAUUCCUUCGUUUAAGUACAUAUUCCUGCUG
Ilex paraguariensis (yerba mate) is the source of this 2346-nucleotide messenger RNA. NCBI's taxonomy places the organism in Eukaryota, Viridiplantae, Streptophyta, Magnoliopsida, Aquifoliales, Aquifoliaceae. The record is from the annotation of a GenBank genome assembly.